CUUUAGCCAGAGACACAGUCUGAUAGCUCAUGAGAGAAUCCAUACUGGAGAAAAGCCACACAAGUGCUUACUGUGUGGAAAAAACUUCCGAAACAUCUCGGAUCUCAAAUCUCAUGAGAGGACUCACAAGGGAGAGAAACCCUACCGUUGCUCUCAUUGUGAUAAAAGUUUCCGGUGGAGUUCACACCUCCUGUUGCAUAAGAGGAUUCACACGGGAGAGAAACCCUACCUGUGUUCUGAUUGCGGGAGAACGUUUGACAGGAGGUCCAGCCUUCUGGUGCACGUGAGGAUCCACACAGGGCAGAGGCCCUACGUGUGUACGGAUUGUGGGAAAAGUUUCUUCUCCAGCUCGGUCCUUUUGCGGCAUCAGAAGGUCCACGUGGGAGAAGAUGUUGCAAGGUGGUUAGAGCACGGGAAAGGUUUCGGACAGCAUGGGGACCAGGCGGAAAAGGUCUCAAAGUGUCCUGAGUGCACCCAGGGACCGUCCCCGAGUUUGGAUCCUGAACAUGCGCAAAUGCCAUUGAAAGAAAAGAGAUUUGAAUGCCCGCUCUGCAGCAAAACGUUCAAAAACAGCUCUCACCUUAGGAUGCAUCAGAGUGUCCACACCAAAGUUCAACCAAGCCAGUGUCUGGACUGCGGGCGAAAU
Protobothrops mucrosquamatus (brown spotted pit viper) is the source of this 646-nucleotide messenger RNA. RefSeq names its product zinc finger protein 502-like. The annotation marks the transcript as partial. The transcript has a single exon. Gene Ontology annotation, molecular function: DNA-binding transcription factor activity, RNA polymerase II-specific; RNA polymerase II cis-regulatory region sequence-specific DNA binding. NCBI's taxonomy places the organism in Eukaryota, Metazoa, Chordata, Lepidosauria, Squamata, Viperidae. The record is from RefSeq and is a predicted model, not a curated record. Gene Ontology annotation, biological process: regulation of DNA-templated transcription.